UAAAAAUGAUUAACAAUAUUCCUUUUGAUCAUUCUGCAAAUAUGAUGGAACAGAUAAGGAAAAAUCAAUAUCCUAUGAUUAAUGAUGAUGUUUAUGAAGUAUAUACAUCAUCUGAAUUCAUGAAUUAUAUUGGAGAACCAUUGUCUUGCUCUGAAGAACGUUCUAAUUUCCAUUUAAUGGUUUUUUGGACAAACAAUCAACCUCAAUCUACUUGUGUGAAGGAAAAGAUCAAAUUAGCACUUCAGAGAAUUGAAACAUCCCAAGUAAUUUUACUACAGUUUUGGGGACUGGAAAAUAUUGAAGGUAGAAAGUUUCUAUCAACUUCAGGACAACCAUUUGGUCUUAGAUAUCUAUAUAAAGGACUCUGUUGGUAUAGAAAACAUUGCCAAGGUUACAAAUAUAGUGUCGAUAAGGGCGAAAAUCAUGAACAAGGAAUGGAAAAAACUCAUCUUUUUGGUCCACCUACACGAGUUUUCCAGCAAAAAUUGCCUGAGUCAAGUACUCAUGUGGGGUAUUACACGAAUGAAGAGUUUCCGAUGAGGGAUCAUGUUCUCCAGUGUGGUGUUCGGACUUAUUUGGCUUUGCCUGUGUUUGAACCUGUUGACAAGAAUUGCAUUGGUGUGAUUGAGCUUGUUACAGUUUGGAAAGGUGGCUACUUGACUUGUGAAGUUGAACGAGUACUCAAUCCGCUUGAGGCAGUAGAUCUCAAAUGUCCUAAAAUAUUUCUCAAUAAAGAUAGAAAAGUACAAGCAGAGAAAUAUAAUGAAGGGGAGGAAUUCAAAAGGAUGUUAAAAAUCGUGCGAGAAACACACAAGUUGCCUUUCAUUCGUGUCUGGAUUCCCUGUGUGAAUCUAGAAAUGGACCACAAUGGCAUGUAUGUUGGCUGCACCGAGCUUGCCAUGUCUGCUAGCAAUGAAGUUUACUUUGUCGCGGAUGAGGAAAUGGAUGCUAACGAUCAUGUUUAUGAUGACUACUAUUAUGAUGAUAUGUUAUGUUUCCGAGACAUCUCCAAGUUACAACCUUUGCAGAAAGAUCAAGGGGUUGUUGGGAAAGCAUUUUCUUCUGGCAAGUUGUGCUAUUGCACGAACAUUACUGAGUUCAGCAUAAUCGAGUAUCCUUUGGUACAUUAUGCGCGUUGGUGUGGAUUGACUACUUCUUUUGCUAUUUGCUUGAAGAGUAGAGACGAUGCGUACAUACUAGAGCUGUUUCUUCCCCCUGAUAACGGAGAUCCAAAUAUGUUGCUUGGAUCAAUUUUGACUACAAUGGGACAGCAUUUUCAAAAUUUCAAGUUUGCUUCAGGUCAAGAGCUAGGAAAUGAUUCAAGUGUUCAAGUUGUUAAAGCUUCUUCAGAUAAGAAUGUGGAUUACUUUCAUAUUUAUCAAACUAGAGAUAGUUCGUUUAUGCCUGAAGUAUUGCACGUUGAAGAUAGUCGGAACCAACUAAUGGAAGGCAACGAAAAUCACAUGGAGAAGAAAGAAGACAGAAAACAAUCGAUGGUUCAAUCCAAUGUGUUAAGUAUCGAUUCGCAUGUUAUAUCAGAGAAGCAAUGUGUAAGUGUUAGUCAUUUGCAAAAAGAAAGCAGAACCAGAACUAAAGAUUCUGUCAACUAUGAUGAUCUCAAACAGCAUUUUGACAAGAACCUUUCUGAUGCAGCUAAAAGCCUUCAGAUUAGUCGAUCUACACUGAAGCGAUUAUGUAGAAAGUAUGGUAUUCGAAGGUGGCCAUUAUCGAAACGAAAGAAGUCUAGUGAAUCUGAUCAGCAGACAUUAACUAAGGUUUCAAAGAAGAACAAAUCAAUAGGUUCAGAAACUACAACACAAAAAGAUCAUGAGAGUUGUAGCAGCAGUUUUACAGUGAAGGCAACAUUUGGAGAUGAUAUGAUGAAGUUUAAAUUGUACACAUUUUCAAGAAAAGAUGAUUUGGAUAAUGAAGUGUCUAAAAGGUUAAAAUUACCAAUUGGAAGAUUUAGAAUAAAUUAUAUGGAUGAAGAUAAUGAUUGGAUAUGGAUUGCUUGUGAUGAUGAUUUGAGUGAUUGUUUUAAUAAUGCUCAAUCAUUAGGGAACAACACAAUUAAGAUGUUGGUUUUACCAGCAGCCAUCAAUCAUCAUUUUGAAUUGUAAUUUUACACUCCCUUAGCUGGACUCUACGUGUAUUGGACUAUCCUUUUUUUACAUGCUCAUAUACUUAUUAAUACGUUGUUAUAUAUGAUGUUAGUAACAUCAUGUUAUGUUACUAACUUAUGUGACACAUUUACCCUCUUA
This is a messenger RNA of Solanum lycopersicum (tomato), 2261 nucleotides long. The record is from RefSeq and is a predicted model, not a curated record. Lineage: Eukaryota; Viridiplantae; Streptophyta; Magnoliopsida; Solanales; Solanaceae.